AUGGCAACUUGUAAACAAACAGCAUACGAGUUAAUACAGGAUGUGUUUUCACCUUGUGUUGCAGUUUUGUGCAGUAAUGAUGUGGAGCAAAUUUGUGCAAAAAAUAAUUUGACGUUUGUUGAAAUGGUGCAACCUUUUUGUAGGCUCAAUACGGAAGUUACCAUACGAGACCCCAGCAACAUGCCCAGUACCAUAAAGAACUUCCGGGUGACCAUGAAAGAUCUGCGGUCCCAGCCCCACACGCUCUCUGUGGGCAAGAAGAUGAUGUAUGACGCUGUUGCGUCCAACGUCCCUUCCUCCCCUGACGGAAUCCUGAUGAACACUUUAAGCACUGAAAAUUAUCACCUCAAAUACUGCUCCUCAACUCCAUGGUUUGAAGCUUAUAGGGAAGUGUUUUUCCAAGUUACAUCUCCCACAGAACACGAAUUUGUACAUAAUUAUCUUUCAUGUGUGUUUGUUGUGUCUUCUUCUCACCAAGAUCCUCUGAGCCAGAUUAACGAGCUCUCUCAGCAGUUAGUACAGCACCAGCAGAACAGCCUCCACAACUCCAAGUGGUUUUUCUCAUUCAUCUUCACUUACUACCUUCUUUUACAUGAUGUGUCAUCCGAAGAUCUGGGAAAAGCUGAAGCAGUGUAUCAGAGCAUGAAAAGUUCAUAUGGUUCCUCAUCUUGCCACCUGUUGCAGAUAAAUUCUGCCACUCCAUCUGCUCAGAAUGCCAACAGUUCUGAUGAUAAUAAUGCUACCAUUAUGCCGGAUCCCUGGAGCCAGUUCCUCUUAAAGUUCAAUGUACAAAAUGAACUUUCUGUAAAUUCCAUGGCUGACGGCAUUAAAGCAACAGAGUCGAUUCAUCAUCCUCUGCUGUAUAACUCAGACAGUGGUCCUGGUUCUUCGGAUUCUGUGAUUGGUGGUGCUGCUGAUGAUGUUGAUUCAAUAUCUGGGUAUGUAAAUAAAUUUCAUAAAAACAGCUCCAAACUUAAAAGGCACGGACUUUGUCUCACACUCAGUGAUAUGGAUCGCAUCAAGUGUUUUGUUCAAGAGUUCUGUAUCCAGGGUCUCAUUCCAUUCAUUGAAAAGCAAGUUCGCUCCUUAAAUGAACAGGUAGCUAAUCGCAAAGGUAUACACCGAACAAUCUUUGGUGUGACGAAAAAGUUCUUUGGAAAUAAGCAACCUGGUAGCCAAAAUCCUGCAUCUUCAUUAAAUUCAGUUGUAUAUGGUCCCGAUGCUCCCGAACUGCAGGUGCGAAAGUUGGGAGACUUGGCUUUCAUGUUUCAGAUGUACGAAGUGGCUUAUCAAGCAUAUCACAAUGCUAAGCGAGAUUUCAGUGCAGACCAAGCUUGGCUUCAUUUUGCUGGUGCUUCGGAGAUGGCUGCUUUGUCUGUAUUUAUGCAAAAUAGCUCACUUCACGAGUAUCCUGCGCGUUAUAUUGAAAGUGCCAUUACUACAUAUCUACACACAUGCAAGCUCCCAGAACUGGCCACUCGAGCCACAUUCCUGAGCACCGAGUGCCUGAAAGCAAAGGGUCUGUAUCGGGAUGCCGCAACGCAGUUCAUACGCAUGCCCAGUGAGGCUGAUCUCCCCAGCGCCCUCUGUCUGGAGCAAGCUGCAUACUGCUACAUCAACUGCAAACCCUCAAAGGUCAGGAAAUAUGCAUUCCACAUCAUCUUGGCCGGUCAUCGCUUUAGCAAAGCCGGUCAGAGGAAACAUGCCCUCAGAUCUUACAAGCAGGCAGAACAAGUUUACAAUUCAGUUGGUUGGAACUUUGCCAACAAUCAUAUAAACUUCACCAUAGGACGUCUGUCAGUGCAGCUAGAACAGCUAGAGAGUGCGUGUACGGCAUUUGAACCACUUUUAGUAUCGAAGUGUCAGUUACCAGCAGCUGAGCAAGCUAAUUACCUCAGGGAAUACCUGUUUGUGUUGAAAAGACUGAUUAGCAAGAAAAGUGAUAGCAAACUUCCUACUUUACCGGUGCCAUUAAUAAAUGCUGAUGCUACUAAAAUCCUUUUAUCCGAAGACUCAGUCAAUGAUGAAAAUGGUGCUUAUUGCGUAACCGGACGAGGCUUCGAUCGUGGGGAUUUGAAUAACAAUAUUUGGAUGAAAUUGGAAGAAAUCAUUGCUUCACAUGCUCUUAACAAUCCUGUGUAUACUACCCAGCUGCAGUGUUUUACAAAUAGGACAAGCAAUGUUUCCAGGCCUAAUGCAAUUGUUGAUGAGGUCAUAAGCAUAGAAAUGAGUAUAAAAAAUCCCCUCUCUGUCAAUCUGGUCAUUGAAGAUGUCUAUCCACUCUGGACUUUCAGCCAACAGUCAGAAGGGAAUGAAGAAGCCGUUAUUUUGAGCAAUGAAAUUGAGACUGAGAAAGAUAGUCUGCAUGAAGCUAUUGUUAAAACUACAAUGUUGCCAAAAGUUUCAUUUGAACCUCAUGAAGAAAAGAAAAUCCAUCUGUUGCUUGUGCCCCAGCAAGUUGGUAGCUUAUCUAUAAAAGGCCUUGCAUACAGUCUCUUAGCUCACAAGUCUGUAGAUGAUACCACUGUGGAUUCUACGAGUGAGAAGCAAACAUCUGUUCUGUCGCUCUGUGGGAAGCAGUGCCUGAAUGUUAAGGGACCCAGGCUUAACAAGUCCACCGAGGAACGUUCAACGCUAGCUUAUGCAGAAGACAAUAGAUUAAAUAUAAAUGUGCUCAGUCCAAUGGCCAAAUUGCAGGUAAAAUUCAACACGUUUCCACAUAGUCUGUUUUGUGGCGAAAUUCAGAAAGUGACUGCCACGUUCACCAACGUUGGGAAGCAGAAGUUGCGGCGAAUCAUAGCGGCAUCCCCAACUCCUGGCAUCUUCGCCAUUGGCACUGCCGGAGAGACAAGCGAGCCCCACACCAUAUUCAAAGAGAGAUCUGCCAGGACUCAACCAAUCCCGGUGAUUGCAAGCUGGGAAUCUGAUUGGAUGACGGAGAUUUUGAUGCCUGGGGGAGAAUCUUGUUCCUUAAGUCCGGGGGAUUCCAUAGAUGUCCCCUUUUGGUUCAAAGGACCGGAAUUGCCUGGAGACCAUGAUUUAGACAUUUUGUUUUAUUAUGAAUCUGAACCAAGCAACCAUAAACUGAAGUACAGACUUUUACAACUUUCCAGUAUUCUAAUCACUUAUCCAUCUGUCAGCGUUCAGUCAAAGGCAAUGAGAAGUUUUUGUUCCGAAGAUAAGUUAUCCAAUUUUCAUCCCGCUGCUAUACCUAGUAGUCUCUUAUUGUCUGUAGAGGUUGGCAACAUCAGCCAGGAUAUCAAUCAAAUCAGUCUAGCUCAAAUUUCCUGCAUUAGUAAAAAUUGGUGCUUUAUGCCGACUGAAGAUAAUUGUCGUAGAGGUUUAUCUGUGAUACAUCCCGAUGAAAUGCUUUUAUUAACAUUGAAGGCUAUUGGCUUUGACCCCAAAACUACAGUUUCUAGUCAAGAAGUAAGGGUAUUUUCUCACAUUCCUAUGGGAAGAGUAGAAGUUGAUAGCAGUUCCACUCCAUGCUCAGAUUUCAGCCAAAAAUCUGGUCUGGACCUGGGGGCUCUGUUAUAUGCUGAUAAUUCCAAGGGUGCUCUUUCAGUCAGAGAUUGCAAUAAUAAACUCAAAACAGAGACUGACUUUAUACUUCUUUUAGUGCUUAUCUGGAAGGCAAAAGUCUCAAGGAAUGGUAAAGACGUUAUCAUUACUGGUCAGCAUCAUGUACCAAUCCAAAAUCUAGUGCCAUCUUCAGUGCCAGUCAAGUCCCCUUCUCAGGUUGCUGACAUCGCAUUGCAACCUCCGGAGACAGAAGUAGAACAACUUCAACAGAACCAUGUGCCUUCUGAACUGAUGAUAACAGCAAUGUUGCAGUGUUCAUUGAAUCAUCCUUUUAGUGUACAGCAUAAUUUUACAGUCAAAAAGACAGUUAUAGUUCCUGUUGAUUUUAUUAUUCGUAGCACAAGUGAUGUUGAAAUAUCUGUAGUCUUAGAUAAUGCAUCUCAGCAUGAUAGCAGCCUUCCACCCUUCAGUCCAGACGGAGGCUUCGGCAAGAUGUCUCGCGGGUUCUCUUGGGUCUCUGGUAGCAGAAGAGAGGUGGCAGUGAAGCCCCACGCCACCAUCCACCUCCCCCUGAGGGCGAUGUUCUGUGCCCCCGGAACCUACAACUUAAACAGUCUGAACUUACUCGUUAAAUUUGGGGAGAAUGCACAGUGCUUCUACACCCUGCCUGCCUAUUUAAUAAUCAUCAAUCCAUGUGAUACCACGUAGCGAACGAUUAUAUCUAGAACUCGUUUGAAGAUUAAGCUCCGUUUGCCGGACUCGGGAGUCCGAUUCUCGUGGCCCUAGUCUGGCUUCACUUGGUCCGAUUCACUUAA
Molecule: messenger RNA, 4340 nt
Organism: Uloborus diversus
Lineage: Eukaryota; Metazoa; Arthropoda; Arachnida; Araneae; Uloboridae
Product: trafficking protein particle complex subunit 8-like
Exons: 28
Coding region: 1-4233 (1410 amino acids)
Biological process (GO): protein localization to phagophore assembly site; endoplasmic reticulum to Golgi vesicle-mediated transport
Cellular component (GO): cytoplasmic vesicle; phagophore assembly site; TRAPPIII protein complex
Molecular function (GO): protein binding
Source: RefSeq, a predicted model, not a curated record